Molecule: messenger RNA, 4356 nt
Organism: Onychostoma macrolepis
Lineage: Eukaryota; Metazoa; Chordata; Actinopteri; Cypriniformes; Cyprinidae
Product: artemin
Exons: 4
Coding region: 1663-2370 (235 amino acids)
Molecular function (GO): glial cell-derived neurotrophic factor receptor binding; receptor tyrosine kinase binding; growth factor activity
Source: RefSeq, a predicted model, not a curated record
CUCAGUCACCAUUCACUUUCAUUGCAUUUUUUCCAUACUGUGAAGCUGAAUGGUGACUGAGGCUGUCAUUCUGACAUACCCUUUUGUGUUCCUCAGAAGAAAGUAUAUGGGUCUGGACGAAACAUGAGGGUGAGUAAAUGACAGAAUUUUCAUUGCUGGGCGUCCCUUUAUCGAGCUAUUUCCCAUGUCUUUUUACAACAAUAAUUAUAUAUUUUACGUAUUUUUGUGUAUAAAUAAAUCAACUUGUGGUCGCGACAGAAAGGUAGGCUAUAUUAAUUAAAUACUUGUGCGUGAUUCCGUUUUGAGAACCAUUGUGUUUUGUCUAAUCUCAUACGCAACGAGGAAACGUUUUAAACGGGUUUCGAUUAUUUUUUGAUUAAAAAAAUAAAAAUAAAAAGUGUGAGGGAAAACGAAGAUCUUCGGAUUUAUUGUGUCACAAAGCAGACAAGUGUCGAAGCGAUCCUCACUUCUGACACCGGGUGAAAAACGUGUUAGUUUUUAAUGUUUAUUUCACCUGAAACAUAUUUAGUGAUCAUUUGUCAUACUAAAGCAUUUCACCGUUGUCGUGAAAUGUGGAAAAUAGCAGAUAUAAUUUUAUACAACACUUUCACUCGAUAUUAGACGUUUGGACUUGGUAGCAUUUUACAAUAGCCUAUGUCAAUAUUUUACAUUUCAUAUAGUCUAGGGUAGGCUAUACAACAGGCUACUGACAAUAACAAUAAGCUUCUUCAGGAAAUAAUUAGCUUAUAAAUCUAGGUUCAUGGGCAUUACUUGUUUAAUUACACUAUAACAUAAAUAUAGCUAAGGCUAAAUAUGAACUACUUGCUAAUUCAUAAUUUGCAUUAAUGUUUUAUUAUUUAUUUAUUAUUUUUUAAAAGGCAUUAGUUGAAAAUGUAGCAUACGGUAGACAAAGUAAAUGUCGUGCUUGAAUUUUACGUCUAAAUGUCCAGUCUACAAGUUCGUCAGAAACAGAAAAUAUUAACAUUUCUUGAACAUUGACAUUAUUAACCUCUUUUUAUAACUAAGCAUCGUUUGUUUGUAAAGUUUUGCAUCUCGGAACUGAUGAGGUUAAUGAAAGGAUGGAUGUGUCCGCUCACAGCUCAAAUGCUCUCUCAAAGUCUCUCUGUGGGACCAUGAAUCACAGAGCAACUGGACAACAUAGAACAACUGUAAUUAAAAUCACAUUUAUUCAAAUCAAAGCGGCGAAUGGAAUUGUUUUUAUUACCAUUAUUAUAGGCCUAAGUCUUCAGAGGAACACUGUUUUCAACUUGUGUUAACACGGUAAGUUGGAGUUGAAUUUUGGAAGGUAGCUAUUUUAUAUCAAAAUUAUAACCAUUUUCUUUAUUUGGGAAAAUGACACGUUUUGACACAAAUUAGCCUAAUAUCGACGUAAUAGCUGUUACUAAUAUUAUUAUUUUCAUAAUUAUCAUGAUUAUUGUUACUGUAGCUACAAAGCCGGUCGUGGUCAUUGACUUUGAUUUUCAUUCUUCUCAGGAUCAUCUAAUGAGGUGCUCGCAACAAGAAGGGAGAUAGGCUUGGCCACGGAGGGAGGCGCCUCUCCGUCUUUCUCGCCUUUGAAGAGUUUGUUCUCUCGCUUUUAGAGGAGGACAUACCCGUGAGAAGGUGGGCGUUUGGUGGUGGCUGAGGAGUCAGAUCAGAGCAAUGCCUGCCAUGCCAUCAGUCACCGAUGCACCAUGUCACAGGAAACGCUGGCAGGUGCUUGUUUGGGUUGUAAUGUCUCUGCUGCCCCUAGUGGCAGGAGGCAGGUCACGUUUUCGAGCAGAAUCUGAAGCUGCGGUAGGAUUUGCUGGGAUGGAGGAGCUGCCGUUAGAGGCUUUUCCAGAUGCUGAGGAAGAGCUUGAGGAGGGCAGUGACUCCCCAUGGCACGGUUUGUUUGAGCCAUCUGUGCUUGUCGAGGACGACCAACAGCCAGCGAGAUGGGAACGUUCCCCCCGCUCACCGGACACUUCUGACAUACAGACCAAAGGUGCACGCAAGAAAAAGAAGAAAAAAGAGAAAGAGGAAAAGAAAAAGAAAGAGAAGGGCAGCAGGGGUCGGCAUAGCAGUCGGGACUGUCGUGUAGAGAAACGUGAGAUGCGUGUACGGGACCUGGGCAUGGGCUUCGACUCAGACGAGAUUGUCCUUUUCAAGUUCUGCGUCGGCUCCUGCCAGAGGUCUCGUGGGAACUAUGACUUGGCUCUGCGCGCUCUGCUGGCCAAUGGUAGUCUGCCCAAGCGCACUGCCAGGAAGGUUAGCGCACACCCCUGCUGCCGGCCCACGGGCUAUGAACCCGUCUCCUUCAUGGACGCUACCACAACCUGGAGAACCAUCAAGUCCCUCUCCGCAGCAGACUGUGAGUGCAUGGGAUGAUGCUAGCUGAACAAGGGGAGGGGGAGCAUGACCUGAAGAAAUGGUACAAAAAGAGGAAAGGAGGAAUCGGGAAGCCUCCUGGACCAUGGCUACAGAACGAGGUCGGGCGAGUUGGCCAUGGUGAAGCGCUGUGAGGGAUUUUGGUUUGGCUGUGAGUGAUUCACAACAACAGCCUAUGCAUACAAAGUUUCAUCAAACCAACCCUCGACAGAAAAGCUUGAAUGACGUUAGAAUCCGAUUUGACCAAGUCCAAGACCAAGAGAUGACGAGAGACUCUUUGGGCUCAAUAUGGAGAGAGUUUGAGGAUGGAAGAACAGCAACUCUGGGAUCGUCCAUCUGAAUGGCUCUAUAAACAAAAACUACUUGUUAUAACUCGACAAGCAUUUGCUUACCAGGAGUUUCAUCAGACUUGGAUACUGCACGAAACCCUGUUUCAUUUGUCAGACUCAUUUGUUGAUCCUGGAUGUCAGUGCCCAUUUUCCUGGCCUUCAGUCUGGCAUGUAAUAUUUCAGCCAGAUUAGCAACAUUUGGAUCAUUCAUUAUUAACAGCACAUUAUUGUUGUAAUUACAAUGUAAUUGCACAAACAUAUGUGGAGUAUUAUUAAAAGUUUAACCCGAUAGAAAACACACAGGCCAGUUAGUAUUACCCUUUCAGCUGGAAGCACUGACGGUUGAUUGUAUUUGCAGUAGGUUUUUCAUUUCUCAGGAUUUUUACAGGAAUGAUAUGAACUAUUUUUCUAUCUUACAUUUUUAAUCCUUUUUAAUACCAUAAAUAAAGUAAGAGGUAUUAAAGGGUUCAUGUUCCACGAGGCCAGUUUUUAUAUAGUAAGUUGAUGAAAGAUAUAGUACAGUCAAUCAAACCCAUAGAGAUGAAUAUGUGAUGCUUAAACAUACAGGCUGUGUAGCCCAAUAGUAUAACACAAUCAUUUUUCUUUUUUUUUUCAAUUUAUUUUAUGCUGGUACAUCAUGUACAAAGUACAUAUUAUAUUAAAUAUUAUCAUAAACAUAUGUUAGAUAAGCAUGAUGUAGGUCUAAAUUGUCAAACUAUGUGAAACGAUAGUUGGAUUUAGCUACAUACCAAACUAAAGGCCAGUUCUUAAUUCAUCUUGCUUGACAUUUUAGCUUUUAUAUAUUGAUUUAGUUGCAUCAUAGUUAUCUGGCCUGACAGGGUUUUCCCCAUUCUAGUUAUCAACAACCAGAAAUUAGCAUAAUGUGAUGUCUACCAGACUGUGCUUUAGCAGGGUCAUUAGCGUUCUCUUUUCUCAACACAGAUGAUGACCACAAUGCAUUUGCCAUUGUUUAUUUUACUGUUACCAAAUGGAUGCCAUGCAUCCCUUAACAUUUACUGUACACUUAACAGAUAUAUUUAUUUUUUCAUUUAAGUUAUUUAUUUAUUACCAUGUCUACACAUUGUGUCUUGUGGAUGUUUAUAUUUAUUGUUUAUACCUUGGCCUGUGUUCUUCAAUCCCUGUCAUCUGACGAUGAACCAGUGUGGAUAACAACAAGGCUUUGAAGAAAGUCAGCUGCAAAACAUCACAGUUGCAGAAAAACUCAGCUAUUUAACCCAAAGGUUUUCAUGGAGUAAGAAGAACUUGUAGAUAACUUUGUCAUGAUCUGACAAGGAUUUCAUUGGGUGCUUUUCUGAGUCCUUCAAGGGUUAUACAACUCUCAGAGCACUUACUGGGAAGUCUCAGAUUCAGUUUAUGAAAAGGAAAUUAAAAUAGUUUUCCUCCAAAACACUAAGGAUGAGGGGGAGAUGGAUUGUGUUCUGGCUAGUCCAUCUGUCUGGCCAAUCUGCUGACCUUAAGAGUCCUGAUGUUUCAAUAUUAAAAGCUGCUCAGAAAUGACAUCUAAAAUAUUGUUUUAAAAAGCUGACAACAAUAAAUUGCUUUGCUUCAGUAUUUUACAUGUUUUAUUUAUCAAUUAUAAUUUCUGUUGUUGGCAAAGUUACUCUUUAUUUUUGUACCUCAUAUUUUCUGUAUAGGA